Paramisgurnus dabryanus is the source of this 3090-nucleotide messenger RNA. Lineage: Eukaryota; Metazoa; Chordata; Actinopteri; Cypriniformes; Cobitidae. The record is from RefSeq and is a predicted model, not a curated record.
AUGGCAAUUUAUGAUCCUAACUGUAAUCACAAUGAAGAUGUUGGAGUUAUCUGCAAAGGACUUAAACUGGUUGGAGGUUCUCGCUGUUCUUGGAGAUUAGAGAUACCUCGAGAAAACACCUGGAUGUCAGUGUGUGAUGCUGUGUUUGAUGAUCAGGAUGCAGAGGUUGUGUGUAGAGAGAUGGGCUGUGGACCUCCUGUACAGCUGCUGGGUGCAGAUACUUUUGGUAAAGGAGAGGGGCAGGUGUGGACACAAGAGAUUCAAUGUAGAGGAGAUGAAUAUCAGUUUGAUCUUUGUCCAACAUCACCUUCAACAAUCAACUGCUCCCAUGAAAAUGAUGUUGGCAUUGUUUGUCAGAAGUCCAUCAGGUUGGUGGGUUCUGGUGGAGAUUGUGCAGGAAGGCUGGAGGUUUUUCACAAAGGCUCAUGGGGUACAGUGUGUGAUGACUCCUGGGAUAUUAAAGAUGCUCAUGUGGUGUGCAGACAGCUGCAGUGUGGAGUGGCUCUCAGUAAUCAGCCAGUACCAGCCUGGUUUGGUCCUGGUUCUGGACCCAUAUGGCUGGAUGAUGUGAACUGUGAGGGGAAUGAGACGUCACUGUGGAGCUGCUCUUCACAGGUCUGGGGAGAUCAUGACUGUAAACACAAGGAGGAUGUAGGAGUCGUGUGCUCAGAUCAUCUUCCUCUCAGACUGAGUGGAGGGAAGGGUUUGUGUUCGGGGAGACUGGAGGUUUAUCAUAACUCUGUGUGGGGUUCAGUCUGUGAUGAUCUGUGGGACAUCAGAGAUGCUCAGGUGGUCUGCAGGCAGCUGGGUUGUGGAGCAGCAUUGAGUGUUGAUGGGAAUGAAGCGUUUGGUGCUGGUGAAGGUGUUGUGUGGAUGAACAGAGUCGAGUGUAGAGGGACUGAGAUUCACCUGUGGGACUGUCCUCAUGUCCUGAAAAAACACACUGACUGCUCACACAAAGAACAAGUUAGACUCAUCUGUGCAGCUCUCUCUAAGAGGAGACACAGGACUCAGACUGAGGCAGUUUAUGAAGAAAUUGUUCACAGACACACAAACAAACAGAAAGAGAGUCUCAUCUCUGAGGAACAGCAUUCUGGAUAUGAAGAUGCUGAUGAAACAGAGGGAGUUCAGGAGGAGUAUGAUGAUGUGAAGAAUGACAGUGAAGAUGUGACAAACCUGUUAGUAAUGAUCAUUACUGCUGAUUUGAAUGUGAGGUUGGUGAAUGGUGGCAGUCGUUGUUCUGGUAGAGUUGAGGUUCUUAAAGGUCGUCAGUGGGGAACAGUGUGUCAUCAUUGGUGGGAUCUGACAGAUGCUGCAGUGGUGUGUAGAGAGAUGAACUGUGGAGAGGCUUUACAGGCUCCAUAUUUUGCUUACUUUGGACAAGGAUCAGGACCAAUCACAAUGGCUGGUUUGCUCUGUAGUGGAUCAGAGUCCUCACUGAAGAACUGUAGAUCAGAUGACUCGGUUAUUCAGCACUGUUCUCAUUUUGAAGAUGCUGGUGUGAUCUGCUCAGAAACCAUAAACUAUGGAAGGUUUACAAGACUUGUUAAUGGACCUCAUCAGUGCUCUGGAAGAGUCGAGCUGCUUCGUGGGAACACCUGGAUGUCAGUGUGUGAUGCUGUGUUUGAUGAUCAGGAUGCAGAGGAUCUCUGUGCAGGUUACUUUGACCACAGACUGGUGAACGGUCCUGAUAUCUGCUCUGGUCGAGUUGAAGUUCAAUACCUUAAUGAGUCGAGAACAGUUUGUGAUGCAUGCUGGGAUAUGAGAGCUGCCAAUGUCCUCUGUAGAGAGCUGAAUUGUGGGAUUGCUGUGUCUGUUGUGGGAGUGGACUGGUUUGGAGAGGGAUCUGGUGAAAUCUGGGCUGAUGUGUUUGAUUGUCAGGGGAAUGAAACAAAACUCUCAGAAUGUUCAAUCUCUUCAUGGAGUCGAGCUGAAUGCUCUGGGACUGAAGAUCAUCUGAGAAACUGCAGCUCUCCACAAACUCUCAACUGCAGCUCAACACAACAGCUGGCAAUCACCUGCCAAAAACUGUCAGGUCAGAGGUCGAUCAGGUUGGUGGGUUCUGGUGGAGAUUGUGCAGGAAGGCUGGAGGUUUUUCACAAAGGCUCAUGGGGUACAGUGUGUGAUGACUCCUGGGAUAUUAAAGAUGCUCAUGUGGUCUGCAGACAGCUGCAGUGUGGAGUGGCUCUCAGUAAUCAGCCAGUACCAGCCUGGUUUGGUCCUGGUUCUGGACCCAUAUGGCUGGAUGAUGUGAACUGUGAGGGGAAUGAGACGUCACUGUGGAGCUGCUCUUCACCGGUCUGGGGAGAUCAUGACUGUAAACACAAGGAGGAUGUAGGAGUCGUGUGCUCAGAUCAUCUUCCUCUCAGACUGAGUGGAGGGAAGGGUUUGUGUUCGGGGAGACUGGAGGUUUAUCAUAACUCUGUGUGGGGUUCAGUCUGUGAUGAUCUGUGGGACAUCAGAGAUGCUCAGGUGGUCUGCAGGCAGCUGGGUUGUGGAGCAGCAUUGAGUGCUGAUGGGAAUGAAGCGUUUGGUGCUGGUGAAGGUGUUGUGUGGAUGAAGAAAGUCGAGUGCAGAGGGACUGAGAUUCACCUGUGGGACUGUCCUCAUGUCCUGAAAAAUCACACUGACUGCUCACACAAAGAACAAGUUAGACUCAUCUGUGCAGGGAGUCUCAUCUCUGAAGAACAGCAUUCUGGAUAUGAAGAUGCUGAUGAGCUUCUCUCGGCAAAAGACUACAAGAUUGAAUAUUAUGAUGAUGUCUCCAAUGGCAGUGACAUGAAAGAAGAGAUGGUGAAUAAAGUCCCAGCAGAAUACUAUGAUGAUGUCAUCACUGAUGGACUAAAAGCAGACAGUGAGACAGAAGACACACUUGAGAAGUAUGAUGAUGUCAUCACCACAGGACAAAACUCUGAUCUUCAAAAAGAGAGUUAUGAUGAUGUCAUCAUCAAUGGACAGAACUUUCAAGGUGUAAUAGAGGGAGUUCAGGAGGAGUAUGAUGAUGUGAAGAAUGACAGUGAAGAUGUGACAAACCUGUUAGAUUAUGAUGAUGUAGGGGAGGAGCCAAACAAAGUGGGAGGGACUGUGUGA